Molecule: messenger RNA, 1536 nt
Organism: Carassius auratus (goldfish)
Lineage: Eukaryota; Metazoa; Chordata; Actinopteri; Cypriniformes; Cyprinidae
Product: phytanoyl-CoA hydroxylase-interacting protein-like
Exons: 6
Coding region: 334-1329 (331 amino acids)
Cellular component (GO): cytoplasm
Molecular function (GO): protein binding
Source: RefSeq, a predicted model, not a curated record
GAACUCACAGUGCAGGCGAAAGAUAAAACAAGAGCUGGUUUCAGCGCUGGGAGCUACAGUAAGGGGCUGCCUAUGAAUCAUUCAUUCAGCCUCUCUCUGGUGGUUGAGAGGAGCUCGCUCAUCUAUAACGCUCCAUCUGAAGAGACACGUGAGGACGUCUCCCUUAUGGUGCUUCUCCAGCUCUGACUCGACUGCCUUCAUCUCUCAUUCUCCGGCGUGUUUACGCACCAGUUUUAGCUGGCCGGGCAGAGCUGGAGUGAAUGGACUGGCCACCCUGGCGCCAGGACCGAGAGAGUUUGGGGAAACAAGUCCCUGGACAGCGGCAUUGCCGAGAUGGAGGAACUUCCUGUUCCCCAGAACAUCAAAAUAAGCAACAUCACAUGCGACUCCUUUAAGAUCUUCUGGGAUAUGGACUCCAGGUCCAAGGAACGCAUCACGCACUACUUCAUCGACCUCAACAAGAAAGAAAACAAGAAUGCCAACAAGUUCAAACACAAGGACGUCCCCACUAAACUGGUAGCGAAAGCUGUUCCUUUGCCCAUGACAGUGCGAGGACACUGGUUCCUGAGUCCACGCACUGAAUACACUGUGGCCGUACAGACCGCGUCCAAACAGGGUGAUGGAGACUACGCCGUCUCUGAAUGGAGCGAGAUCAUUGAAUUCUGUACAGCCGAUUAUUCCACUGUUCAUCUCACACAGUUACUGGAGAAAGCCGAGGUCAUUGCCGGCAGAAUGCUGCGGUUCUCUGUCUUUUAUCGAAACCAACACAAAGAGUACUUUGACCACACAAGGGAGGCCCAAAACAACAAGAUGUUGCCAUCAGUGAAGGACAACAGCGGUAGCCACGGUUCGCCCAUCAGCGGGAAACUCGAGGGCAUCUUCUUCAGCUGCAACACCGAGUUCAACACGGGCAAACCCCCACAGGACUCGCCAUACGGCCGUUACCGCUUCCAGCUGCCAGCCGAGGAGCUCUUCAGCCCCAAGACAAACCUGUAUUUCGCUGACUUCUACUGCAUGUACACGGCCUAUCACUACGUCAUUCUGGUGAUCGCGCCGAAGGGCUCGUCUGGAGAUGAGUUCUGCAAGCUGCGCCUGCCAGCACUGGAUCUCGCCAACAACCGCUUCAUGACGUGCUCGGAAGAAGAAGAUGGCCAGCUGGUGUUCCACCACGCACAGGACCUUAUCCUGGAGGUCAUCUACACCGACCCCGUGGAUCUGAGCCUGGGCACGGUAGCUGAGAUCAGCGGCCACCAGCUCAUGAGCCUGUCCACAGUCAACGCCAAGAAGGAUCCCAGCUGCAAGACCUGCAACAUCAGCGUGGGACGCUAACCUAAGAACCUGAACCCUCCAGCUGCCUUGAACAGCACAGAAAAUCGCCUUCUCCUUUCGCCGUCCUCCUUACCCAUUAUCGAACUUAUCCAUCAUUCCUUCUGGUGUCUGUAAGGCUCCUCCGCAGCAUGUGUCUCAUAGCUUUUUUUUUGUUUUGUUUACUAGCUUAUGGAUCUUGACCCAGGGUUUGGGUUAGCUAUGUUGUGC